CGCAACCUCGGCAGCCCGCAUCCCCUAGGCCCUCAAAACGACAUGAAAAGCGACCGCGAUGCUUUUUGCGAGCGCCUGGGCGCUGUUCCUCAGCUGCCUCUCAACGACUUCCUCCGCCAUUUUGCGCCCAAACAGAAACUUACCGCGAAGGAGCUUGAGCAAGUGAUGACGAAGAUCAGGCAGAAAUCAAGGACUCAUGAACAUCUCGGCGAGGAAGAUGCCAACAUGAAGCAGCGUGGCUCGCAAAAACCGGGAACGAGGCGUGCGUCUCCCGAGACGGGCAAUGGUGGAUUUACAUCAUGGACCGACUAUGUGCGACUACCGCCUCACUUGCACGAAGUCGAGGAGGGCACGUACGGUGGUCUCGUCGCUAUUCAUAGGCAGAUCGUGCAGUGUCGCUCGGAGGUGAAUGACAAGCUUAAGCAGACGUUGGCGCUUCAGAGCUGCGAGACGUUCGAGACUAAAAGUGAAGAGGAGAAGUGGUCACUUCCUGGCGGCGUGCACCAACCGAUUGCUGAGCAAGACAGCAUAUUCAAUUGGCACAACGUCGUCGUCGUCGAGGAGUAUGAACACACAAGCUAUCGUAGGUGCAAUAGCUCGAUCUCGCGUUCGGGUCCAAGCCAUCAAACAAUGAACAAGAUCAUUGCCAACUCGAAGAAGGUCCUUUGGAGCAUGCACCAGACUCUACGCUCGGAUCUUCGUCGGCGCUUCACGUUCGGUAUCACCUUUGCGGAUACUGAAGUCCGCCUAUGGCAUCUCAAUCGCGCGGUGGCCGUCGUGAGCGAGCCAUUCGACCUCUACACCGACGCACAAACCUUGGUCGACGUCUACUCUCGAUUGGCCCUCGCAACGCUAGAAGAACUUGGAUACGACCCCAACAUCGAGCUGCUCCGCAACCUCCCAUCAUCGUGCCCGAAUCGGGCGCACUCAGACCAAUAUCGCAUCACUAUCUGCGGCGAGGCGUACAUCACCGUCGAGGUCCUCGCCGACCAUGCUACCGAGCGCGGACUUGGUAAAUGCACGCGUGUGUAUCGCGCGUACAAGGAGAGCGACGCGUCAAUUGACGCGAAGGUCCGGACAUACUACGUGAUCAAGGACUGUUGGGUGGAGGCCGGCAAGAGUACCGAGUACGAGAUAUACGAGGACAUCAUGAAGCGCAUCGAAGAGCACGACUGGGAAGGCUUUCACGACGCGGCGCCGACGAACAUCACGGACCUCCUGCAGUUUGAAGUGAUCUCUGAGUCGACCAAGUCCGCAGACCCUUUGUAUGGUCUCAGCGUUGAUGAGCGGAAGAAGUUUUUUGUCAGGGUAAUUGCUGGUGAGAAGGUCGAGGUCGGUGGGGUUGUCGACGACACGCAUGCGGUGAUUGGCAGGUGCUGCAGCUUUCCUCCUGAGAAUCGCAAGGUCUACGCUGUCUGCGAGCGCGCUAUCCUGCGUGUCGGCGAAGAGCCGGUGCUGUGCGGCGUCGCCACGUACAGGCACGGGAUUGAAAUAGACCUCCCGGUCCAGCAAGAAGGCUGCUUUCUACGCGAAAUCCCUGCUCUACAGCAUCACCGCAUAGUCAUGGAAGAGGGGCAACGGCUGCUCGAUAACCCCGAGAUCAGGACGGUGUUCUCGACAAUGAAGGACGCUUCCUACGCGCUGUUCCUGCUGCAUUCCGUUGGUUUGGUGUACGGGGACGUGAGCUCCGGCAACAUUCUCCGCCGACCUAACGGCCAUGGCGUCCUCACAGACUUCGAGUCCGUUAGAAGCGUCACUGACCCGACCUUGAGCACUAUGCGCACUGGCACCCCAGAUUUCUGCGCGCUGGAGGUCGUCCUCGGCGACUUCCUUGCCGGGAAGCCUCUGCGCAAUAAUGCUAAGCGAGCAUUCCGCGACCCGGAUGACCCAAAAGAGAAGCCAGCCCCUCCACUUCAAGCCCCUGCUGAAGGUGAUAAUCGUCUCGCCUGGAAAUUUCGCGACGCGCACGAUCUCGAGUCGAUUUUCUGGCUCAUCCUUUGGUUGCUGCUCCGGCAUGAUCUCGAAGGUCCUGUCUCGCCAACAUACGACGCCGACAGAAAAUACGACCAGUACUACACGAAAAUCUUCUCUCAUACCUUCUACAACUCCCCCGCAAGAUCCCGCGCGCUCGCCGAUCCCGAUUUCCUCGAGCAGACGCUCGGCACGCUGCCGCCGGAGUGGAACAAAUACAUGGUAGGCGCGCUGGCGAUUCUUCGCGAGGAGUUGUGGGACGUUUACCGGGCUCGUGACAAGCCUCUGCCUCCGACGCUGUGGGCGAUGGUGCAUCUCACGUGUGCGAUGGGCGAGCGUAUUCCUGGCUCGUUCGUGCCACCGGCUUUGGAGGAGGGAACUUCGAGAUCGGACAACAAGCGUGAGGAGGGUGCGGUUUCGGUGAACGCGAAGGCAGCAGGCGCGGCCAGCGGUAUAUGCGGGUCAGCUCGCAAGGUAGGCGACAAGCGUGAGCGCGAGGAUGCGGAGGAGGUUGUCGAGGAGUCGGGAUGUCUCACGGAGCCCCAGCUCAAGCGAAGAAAGUCCACCAUGGUCCCUUCGCAGCAGUGGUCGUUGCGGUCGUAAUAUAAGCUUUCAUUCUCCGUGGAUCAUGCUUCACUCGUGUAUUGUUGUCAAAUCGUCAUGAAAUGCUACAGUGCUAGUUGAUAGCUUCCAGGUUUCGCUGAAAUAUUGUGGAUUCUUCCUUUGCCCCUGUCACACUUUGCCACUGUAACGCUCCAGAUCCUUGUCGGAAGGAAGCGCGGGCUCUCGAUGUUCGAGUUGAUGUGCAUUUGAGUCACGUGCCUCGGGACCGAUACUUCGG
This is a messenger RNA of Schizophyllum commune H4-8, 2812 nucleotides long. RefSeq lists its product as uncharacterized. NCBI's taxonomy places the organism in Eukaryota, Fungi, Basidiomycota, Agaricomycetes, Agaricales, Schizophyllaceae. The record is from RefSeq and is a predicted model, not a curated record. The transcript has 5 exons. Bases 43 to 2574 code for a protein of 843 amino acids.